This is a messenger RNA of Homo sapiens (human), 6534 nucleotides long. RefSeq names its product leucine zipper and EF-hand containing transmembrane protein 2 (gene LETM2). The record is from RefSeq and is a predicted model, not a curated record. Bases 3806 to 5281 code for a protein of 491 amino acids. Gene Ontology annotation, cellular component: mitochondrial inner membrane; mitochondrial membrane. The transcript has 11 exons. NCBI's taxonomy places the organism in Eukaryota, Metazoa, Chordata, Mammalia, Primates, Hominidae. Gene Ontology annotation, molecular function: ribosome binding.
GCUGAUUAAAGAACAACGCGCAACCAGCGCCAUACGGCGCUCCUCAGGGUGACUCGGCUCUCUAGCUCUUAAGGGUUAGAAGCGACCCUCGCACGGUCCCCGGUGGGUCACCGCGCGAGGGCGGGGCAGUCCAGGCGACCCCUCGGCCGUCUCCCGUCCUACGGCUGUCAGGGAAGGGCUCCGGUUCCGGUAGGGUCUGCAUUUGGAAAGCCGGGGGCGAUGCAAGACCGCCUUGGCGUCGUCUCCCUCUCAGCCCCGGCUGAGCUGUCGGAUGGUCCCCCUCCCCCGGUUGCAAGCAGUAGGAGACCCGGCCGGCGGCGCCGGCUCGCCGAGGGAGCGCCUCGACCUCCCCGGCAGGCGCCGGCCCCGCGCGCCUCUUCCUGCUCUGCUGCGGCCCGGAGGCUUGUGGGUAACCGGGAGGACGACGUCAGCGCCCGCCGCAUCCCCGGGUGCCCCCCAGCCGCGGGGGACCGCGACGGCUCCGUGACCGUCACGUGCCGGAGGCCGCGGCUGCUCGCGGCCAGACCUUCGCAUCGAGGGACGUGAGGGACAUUUGUCCUAGAGGGCCCAAGAUAAGAACGAGAGGAAGAACCGGGAGGCAACUCUCCGUCAUCCUCUAGCCCCCCGCAUCCUAGGAAACGUAUGGAAAACAAUGGAAGGUUAAGUGUGUGCACAGUGAUCUGGCCCUGCAGGAGUGUGCCGACCAGGUGAUAUUUCCUGGGGCCUGGUGAUAAGGAUUUGGAAGGUUACAGCACAGAGACGUGAACGUAAAAAGGAAACAGAGGCAGCAAGCAAAUGAGGAAACCGAUACUCUGUUCUGAGAAUAAAGCCAUUUUACCGCUAGACGUCAUACUCUGUAGACGUUAUAGUGCUGGAUGUCUUUGGUACUAUUACAAGAAAUUAGAUAUCUCUAUCUUUAAAUAUCACUUAAGGAAAUUAAAUGAUUUCUACAGAUCAGUUAUUUAAAAGGGCACUAAUUAUGAACUAUUUUUUUUAAACGUAACCCGGUUAAUACUAGAUACUGAGAAUUAUCAGUAUUGGCUGGGCGCAGUGGCUCACGCCUGUAAUCCCAGCACUUUGGGAGGCCGAGGCAGGCGGAUCACGAGGUCCGGAAAUCGAGACCAUCCUGGCUAAGACGGUGAAACCCCGUCUCUACUAAAAAUACAAAAAAUUAGCCGGGCGUGGUGGGGGGCGCCUGUAGUCCCAGCUACUCAGGAGGCUGAGGCAGGAGAAUGGCGUGAACCCGGGAAGCGGAGCUUGCAGUGAGCCGAGAUCGCGCCACUGCACUCCAGCCUGGGCGACACAGAGAGGCUAUGUCUCAAAAAAAAAAAAAAAAAUCUCAUUACUAUUAAUCAUUAAAUAUUUUUAAACGUAUGCUUUAAGUAGUACCACAAGUUACAGCUAUCAGUAAAAGCAUACUUUUUAUUUGUGAUAUGACAUUUUAAAACACAGAUGGCCAAAGCGGGCCACCAAGUCUAGCUUAAUUCUAUCUCCAGGAAAGAGGGAUUAAAUUGGUCUUUUUUUUUUUUCUAUGAGCCUUUCUACCUCCAUUCUUCUUUUUCUUCCUCCUGUGUCUUCCUUGCUUUGUUGAUAAACUGUUGCCUUGACCCGGCACCUGGGUUUCUCCCUUGAGGAGAAUCUAGUAAAUUGUCCCCAGGGAUCUUAUAUUAGCCUGUUUCUAAUAGCUAUGCUGACAGCAAGAGUUUAAAAUUGGAGUUAUGUGAAGUAGAUGCAUAGUCUUUUCCUGCAAAACAUUACAAAAUACAGUUAGUAUACUUGAUCUGGUGGCAUAUUUAGGAAAAUGGCCAUUAAAAAUAAUAGUUUACAUUUUCAGUAUCUAACAUCUUCUGAGGUUUAGACGAUGCUUACUGUUCGCCAUAGAAAAUGAACAAGGAGCUCAUUAAGACAGCAAUCUAACACAAUUCUCAGGGCCAGAGUCAUGGAGGAAAAAAUAUUUUUUUAAAAAUUUCUCUUCUGAAGAUUACAUACAGAAUCUUACAUGAUAAAUCUCUUAUCCUGAAAGUCAAAGAAAUUGCCAAGUCUCAUAACUAGGGAAGACGGACAUUACUUUGAACAGAUAUCUCAAUAAGAAGAGUUCUUAGCCCUUCCCUUUUUAGGAUAGGAUUGCUGACAUAUGGCCAUGGUAGAAAACCUAGCUCAUCUUUCAAAUACUGGGCAUGGAAUCGUUCAUCUGGUUUAUGAAUACUUAAUGAUAUUCACUGUGCCUGGUUGUAAGUGAAUACAAUGCAUGAAUAAGAAUAUUUCCCCGUAUAAAAUGUCUCCCAGGGAACUGAAAAUAUUUUUGCAUCCUUUAAGAUCUUUUCCAGAAAAGUACCAGUACAUGGUAGUGCAAUGAUUAAUUUAUGAAAUUAGUGUGAAAACUACAUCUACCUUCUAGAGCUCAAAAUUUGACCACCAGGAAUUUUCAGUGAGGGAAAAGUAAAGAGUCCAAAGCUUUGUAGAUUUUAAUACUGGUAAACAGAACGUGAAGUGAAACCUUUAUGUGCAAAGUUGAACAUCAGACAUGCACAAAGAGACCUCUAGUGGCCAAACUGAAAAGUUUUGCCUAUUUAACAGUGGAUCUAUUUGGUUAUUAGCUGAAAAAUCCUUUGUGGAUUAAAAGCAGUCUGCAUUUUUUACUGACGUUUAAUACCGCCAUCUUCCAUUCUUAAAAAUGUGUAGCCCAGAUGAGUAAAGUCUGUGGUCAGCUCACAUGUCAGGAGACGUAUUCUCCGUGAGAAAGCGAUUCCUUGCUGUAUGGUGGUCGAGUAGAGCCACUAAGAAAAAAAAAAUUUUUUUUUGAGGUGGAAUCUCGCUCUUGUCGCCCAGGCUGGAGUGCAGUGGCGCGAUCUCGACUCACUGCAACCCCUGCCUCCCGGGUUCAAGCGAUUCUCCUGCCUCAGCCUCCAGAGUAGCCGGAACUACAGGCGCACGCCACCAUGCCCGGCUAAUUUUUGUAUUUUUUUUUAGUAGAGACAGGGUUUCACCAUGUUGGCCAAGAUGUUUUCUGUCUCCUGACCUUGUGAUCCGCCCGCCUCGGCCUCCCAAAGUGCUGGGAUCACAGGCGUGAGCCACCGCGCCCAGCCUAAAUAAAAAAAAUUUUUAACUCUUUCUUCUGGAGCCAGAUAAAAUGGAUGGGAAAAGAUAACUGGGGAAUGAGAAUAUUUCUAGAUGUUUCAUUUUCCCAAGAUGGCUCAGUUGGCCAUCCUAGGAACUGAAGUGCCCUCAAACCUGCAGUGUCUGUCAUUUCACAGCUACUAUAACAUACAUUUUAUAUGCUGAGAUUUCUAUACAAAUUAUUAAUCACAAACAACACUUGUUAAGGGACCAUUGAGAAAGCAAAUAUUUUUAGUAGAAUACAGAUUUCCAUAUGAAGAUUUCACAGUAUUCCAGCCUCUGGAGAGGAAGGGAGAGGAAUGCGCUCCUUCCGAUUCCCGCCCUUUCUGCGACACCAUCAAAUCCUCUCAGCGCCCCUCUGGCAGUUCCGGAUUUGCAGGGUCCGAGGGAGAAUACAUCAAAGUGAUGUCAUUCAUGACUCCGAAAUGGUUACCAUGGCGACUAUCAGACAUAUUAAGCUGUCAGGGAAAGAGCCUGUUUAAUCCAGUCUUCAAUCACGGGUUUCCUCGGGCGUUAGCCACUGCCUGCGGAGUGUGGACUGGCAGAAAAACGUCACCUUCGGGCCCCCCAGCACCAACGCGCCUUAAACCAAGCCCCACAAAGAAGUCACUUCGGCGAUGUAAACGCGACUUUGCGGCUUCCUGGGCUGCUAAGGUCCCUAUGUUAACUACUUGAGACAAAAAUAAAUAUGGCCUUCUACAGUUAUAAUUCAGUUCUGGCUAUUGCUCGAACAAGAUUCCCUAGCCAUUUUGUCCAUCCUACCUGCUCUUCUUAUUCCCCAUCAUGUGCAUUUCUUCACUUGCCAGAUUCCCAUUUAAAUAAGACAUGUAUGAAGAACUAUGAGAGCAAGAAGUACUCGGAUCCUAGUCAGCCAGGCAAUACAGUACUUCACCCAGGAACUAGACUAAUACAAAAGCUACACACAUCCACUUGCUGGCUGCAAGAAGUUCCUGGCAAACCUCAGCUGGAGCAAGCCACAAAACAUCCACAGGUGACAAGCCCUCAGGCCACAAAAGAAACUGGCAUGGAGAUUAAAGAAGGCAAACAAUCUUAUAGACAAAAAAUCAUGGAUGAACUAAAAUAUUAUUACAAUGGAUUCUACUUACUUUGGAUUGACGCCAAAGUUGCUGCCAGAAUGGUUUGGAGGCUGUUGCAUGGACAGGUCCUGACCAGACGAGAGAGACGAAGGCUGUUGAGAACUUGUGUUGAUUUCUUCCGCCUGGUUCCAUUUAUGGUGUUCUUAAUUGUACCCUUCAUGGAAUUCUUAUUACCAGUGUUUCUGAAACUCUUCCCAGAGAUGUUGCCAUCAACUUUUGAAAGUGAAUCCAAAAAGGAAGAAAAACAGAAAAAGAAAAUGGCUGUAAAGUUGGAACUAGCAAAAUUUCUUCAAGAAACCAUGACAGAAAUGGCAAGGAGGAACAGAGCCAAGAUGGGCGAUGCCUCUACACAGCUCUCAUCCUACGUGAAGCAGGUCCAGACAGGCCACAAGCCCAGCACAAAGGAGAUAGUUCGCUUCUCCAAACUAUUUGAGGACCAGCUGGCCCUGGAACACUUAGAUCGCCCUCAGCUGGUUGCCCUUUGCAAACUGCUGGAAUUGCAGACAUUUGGAACCAACAACCUGCUCCGCUUUCAGCUCCUGAUGAAACUGAAGUCUAUAAAAGCAGAUGAUGAAAUAAUUGCCAAGGAAGGGGUGACAGCAUUGAGUGUAUCAGAACUACAGGCUGCCUGUAGGGCCCGAGGGAUGAGAUCACUGGGUCUCACGGAGGAACAACUGCGACAACAGCUCACGGAGUGGCAGGACCUCCACCUGAAGGAGAACGUCCCUCCUUCCCUUUUGCUCCUGUCCCGCACCUUCUACCUGAUAGAUGUGAAGCCCAAGCCGAUUGAGAUACCACUCAGUGGGGAGGCUCCAAAGACUGAUAUUCUUGUGGAAUUACCUACUUUCACUGAAUCUAAAGAGAACAUGGUGGAUCUUGCACCUCAACUGAAGGGAACUAAGGAUGAAGACUUUAUACAGCCGCCACCAGUUACAUCAUCACCCAUAACACCAUCAACACCUAUUUCAUUACCUAAAGGACCCAUCACUUCUUCUGAAGAACCUACACUCCAGGCCAAAUCACAAAUGACGGCCCAGAACAGCAAGGCUAGUUCAAAAGGAGCAUAAAGGACUACUUGAGGAUGGAGCUCACUCUCUUCAGCUUCCGGCCCUCAACAGUGGCAUCUGUAAAGGACCUCCCAGAUAAGACUGUCUGGCUUCAGAGAGCGGAUCAGCUGUUUAGCCCGUGGGGCAGUCCUUUGAGGCCUGGUAACCAUUCCAGGUGAUGUGGGUAGUGAGACCAAGUUCAGACCACUUAGAAAAAUAUAAUUGCAAAGUCCCAUUUCCUCUGUACCAUUGUCACCCCACUCAACUUUGUAUAAAGCCCACCCCCCAUCAUGUUGUUUUUUUAGUUUCAUGUGUACGUCCCUUCAGAGAGGAAAUUUUUUGCACAAUGGAAUCAGCUUGGCACCUUAGAUACCUGUCUCCUAUGGCUUGGAAUUCUGAGUAAGAACUUGGAAGUUCCAAAAACCAUUUUAGGAGCACCUGAUUAACUUUCUGAAUGAUCCACCAGUAGGAUCAGCACCCUGGAAACAAAGUACCUUAUGAGAUGGGAUGGAUAUACUCCCCAGUAAGAUCUUUCUGGAUAUAAUGAAGCUUCCUGGAGAAACAGACUGGCAAUCAGAAAGAUUUGGCUGCUUCCGACACCUCCAUCUUGGGCCUGCAGAGGCUGCAGCAAUCUGUGAGGCAGCCGCAAUCUGCGAGGCAGCCACUCUUCUAGCACAUAUGGCUUUCAUUAGCCACCAUUUUGCUAGGAAGCAUAAUUAAGGGUUUAAGCCUUAACCAUGUUUGUGUUGGGUGUGUGUGUUUCUGGCCAGUUUGUCUUUCACAAAUAAGACUAUUAGUCAUAGGGAUUGUGAAAGUCUGAUAUAAUCCCUGUGCUACCCAGCAACAAGUAUUACAUUAGGAUAUUUAUGCUUGGUGUUUUCAGUAUUAAUAAUAUGAAAUAAUAGAUAGACUGCCAUGCAGCUGACCAAGGGCUUUCUUCCCCUGGGGAGUGGUUAGAAGGCCAAAGGUAUUUCAGCCUGUAGGUGAUAAAAUUAGAUUUCUUUACUUGCUGUGGUUAGACAGCAGUCAGUUAAAACAAGUAAAACUCCACUGUCCUGUCUGGGAUCACCUAAAUGAGGAAUGUCACCAGCACUUCACAGCAAGAAUAUGCAUUCUACAAUGCUUUCUAAAUUUGUGCUCCAUCAGAGAAGCCCCACCAUGUCCCACUAAUGAAGCCCAGUUCUUUGGGAAUGAUGAAUCCCUACUGUGCACAUACAGCAAUCAUGGAUCCUGCCUAUCGAGGUGAUUCACAAUACACUUUCCCAUUUCAAAAA